AUGGCUGAACCUGAGGCACCAGCUGCACCAGCAGACUCUGCUGAUGAUCUGAGAAGGAGGAGAAUGGAAAGGUUUCAACAGUUGGAGUUACAGGAGCAACAACUUCAAAUGCAACAGCAACAGCAACAGCAACAAAAGUCACCAUCACCCCAAGCACCAUCAUCACCUGUUCACAAACCUGUUGUUGCAGCUACAUCACCAACUGCUACAACUACAACCACAACUAAGAGCACUACAUCACCUGCUGCUACUGCAGCUGCUGUUACACCAUCAAAGCCUGUUACACCAACUCAAGUCAAGAGUCCACAAGCACCAAAGAUUGUUCAAUGUGAUGUGCCAAUGACAGAGUCAGACUAUUUCGUCCUCGAGAAGAUACUAUUAAUCUACUUGAAGCCAACUAAUGAGAACAAAGCAGUAUAUCUUCAAUCAAUGGCUAAUGACUUGAAGAAUGAGAUGCAAAGCAAUGGCACAAGUUGUUUGAAGUUGGACAGUGAGUUGUUGGACAGGUUCAUCGUGGAGCGAUUGUCGACACAGACCAACUAUCCAGCGGUGGAAUACUUGAUCGGUUGUUACAAUCGCGCAAAGACAGAGUGUAGGAAGAAGAAUAGAUUCUUCACGAUCGACGCCACACUCGAGACCAAUCUGACCGAGCUGGUCAUUCGCUACUUGGGCAUCGUGUUGACCAUCCCCGACAUGUUCCAAAACUCCACCAGCAUCCAUGGCAAGGGACCCAUGCAGCUACUGCCCCAUCUCAACGGUGACAGUGUCGAGGAGAUAACAUACGAGUUCCUUCAAUCAUUCUUGGAGCUCUAUCAAGAGGAUAAGAGACAGAUCUUCGAGCCACUGUUCACACAGAUAUCGACCAAGAUGGUGCAACUCUCAUUGAUUGGCAACUUCAUGCCAUACUUCAAGGCCUUCUCUACACUCAUCCAAUUCAAACAGAUUGCAGACAUUUUUAUAACAUCACAAUACUGGAAUCCACCACAGAACAAUGGAGCUCAGAUGGAGAAUGCAACAUUGUUGGGAGCAUUCUUUGCACCGAGCGCAAUAUCAAAGGAUAAUGUCAUAUUGAUGCACUACUUUAAGAACGCAUCAGAGAUGAAUCAGACCAAUAUCAGGGAUGCAUUCACAUCCAUUCAAGCAUUGCUGAAAACCUAUCAUGCAGGUGUUCAUCAGCUGGUUCGCUCUUUGCUCAAGUCAUCGCCCGAGGCCAAGGAAGCCUUCCUCGUAUGGAUAUGCUCAGCGAUCGACAAGAACUUUGGCCGCACCAAGUUGAACGUUGACGCGGCCACCACGGCCUCGGACGGCUUUGCCCUCAACCUCUGCGCCGUGAUGAUAUUGUUGUGUGAGGCGUUUGUGGACGUCACCUUCUCCAAGGUGUCUUCGGUCGACACCAACUUCCUCCUGGACAGUCCAAGACAUAACCUCACAGAGUACACACGUCUGAUGGCCACCUCUGACGAGGUUCAAGAGUGGAAGGAGAAGAAGCUCCUCAUACCCACCCUCCCAGCCAACUUCAUCACCGAGUGUUUCUUUGUCGCUCUCCGAUGUAUCCACAUUGGUCUUAACUCAUCAUUCACAAAGAUCAAGAAUAUUACAAGGAAUCUAGACUAUCUUGAGGGACAGAAGAGAACACUCGAGGAGACAAAGUCAGCAUGGCAAAAUACUCCACAAGGUCGCCAGAAUGAAGCCCGUCUCCAAAUGUUGAAGAAACAGGAGGAUCACAUCAAGGGUCUUCUCUUUGCAUCAGAAGCUCAGUUGUUCGAGACAACCUUCCUCCAGAAGACAUCCUACUUCCUGAUCUUCACUUGCAAGUGGCUUCAAAAGGUCAUCAAUCCAACAAACCAAAAGCUUCCACUCCCUCCAACUCCACCUCCACAGUUUGCAGCAUUGCCAGAGUUCUGUAUUGAGGAUGUUGUGGACUUCUUUGAGAGUGUAUCAAUGUACGCUUCACACGAGCUUGAGCGUCUACCAUUGGAGCACUUGAUGGACUUCCUCAUCACUGUGUUGGCCACACCAGAGUACAUCAAGAACCCAUACCUCAAGGCCAAGAUCGUAGAGAUCAUCUCUCGCUUCCUGCCCCAGAAGAACCGUCCAAACAACGACCAUCUGGUAUCACUGUUUGAGUGCAGCGAGUUGGUCAAGGACAACCUGAUCCCCGCCCUGAUGCGCUUCUACGUCGACAUUGAGUUCACAGGCUCGCACAACCAGUUCUAUGAGAAGUUCAACUAUCGUUACCAGGCCAGCAGCAUGCUCACCUACCUCUGGGAGAACCCGUUCUUUAAGAACAAGAUCAUUGCCGAGACGCGCAAGCCAGAGUCAUUCCUGCGUUUCAACAACAUGGUGCUCAACGACUCGAUCUAUUUGCUGGACGAGUCUCUGGCCAAGCUUGCUGAGAUCAGGAACUGCCAGGCGAUGUUUGAGGACCCCUCGUGGCAGACCAUGCCAGAGGAUCAGAAGCGUGAGAAAGUCGAAGGAUUCCAUCGUUACGAGAGUAUCGCCCGUUCCAGUCUCCAACUGGGUGGUAACAACAUCAACAUGUUGCGCUUCCUCUCCCAAAAGGUGAUUGAACCCUUCAUGCGUCCAGAGAUCUUGGACCGUAUUGCCGCAAUGAUGAACUACUAUCUCUCCCAACUCGUUGGACCAAAGUGUACAGAGCUAAAGGUCAAGGAGCCAGAGAAGUAUGCAUUCAAUCCAAAGCAGUUGCUUCAGCAACUGACUGAUAUCUAUGUAUAUCUGUCAAAGGAUGAGCGAUACAUCAGAGCACUGGUAAGGGAUGGCCGUAGUUUCAAGAUUAGUAUGUUCCAGACUGCCGACAAGAUCAUGAGGAGAGAGAGAUUGAAGAGUGAGGACGAUUUAGAUCGCUUCAGCGAUUUGAUCAAGAAGCUGGAGAAGGCACACCAGGAGGAGGAGCAGGAAGAGGAGGAUCUUGGCGAGGUGCCCGAUCACUUCCUGGAUCCAAUCAUGAGCACUAUUAUGCGCGACCCAGUCCUGUUGCCCACUAGCAAGAACAUCAUUGACCGAUCCACUAUCGUGCGUCAUUUGCUCAGCGACCAAACCGACCCAUUCAAUCGAAACAAGCUCACUGAGGACAUGCUCUUACCUGCCACUGAGCUAAAGGAGGAGAUUGAGGCUUGGAUCAAGUCAAAGAAGCAGGCCAAGAUGCAGCAAUAA
This is a messenger RNA of Acytostelium subglobosum LB1, 3174 nucleotides long. RefSeq lists its product as hypothetical. Gene Ontology annotation, cellular component: cytoplasm; ubiquitin ligase complex; nucleus. The record is from RefSeq and is a predicted model, not a curated record. NCBI's taxonomy places the organism in Eukaryota, Evosea, Eumycetozoa, Acytosteliales, Acytosteliaceae. Gene Ontology annotation, biological process: protein polyubiquitination. Bases 1 to 3174 code for a protein of 1057 amino acids. The transcript has 8 exons. Gene Ontology annotation, molecular function: ubiquitin-ubiquitin ligase activity.